CCAAGCCUAACAAGCCCAGCCCGGCCCCGUCUCAUCCUGUGACCCUGUCCAAAACACACCCGGUGCCCAAGUGGUAGCGGCGGCGGCGAUGCGGCUGCUCUCCGGCGUCUCGGCUUCCCGCCUCCCCUGCCCUCUCCUCUCGUUCGCCCGCGCAAGGCCUAGAUGUGUGCCGCGCUCUUCCUCCAUCUCCGCGUGCCGGGCCGCCUCCUCGUCAGCUGCGUCCACUGGUGACGGCGGCGCGCGGAAGCCGUGGCUGUUCGUUGGGCUCGGGAACCCCGGGAAGAUUUACCAGAGUACUCGCCACAACGUUGGAUUUGAGAUGAUUGAUGUUAUAGCAGAAGCUGAGGGUAUAUCACUCAGCAGUAUGCAGUUCAAGGCAAUGGUUGGCAGAGGUCGUAUUGGAGAUGUCCCUAUCAUGCUUGCCAAGCCGCAAACAUUUAUGAAUGCAAGCGGUGAGUCUGUUGGGCAGCUGGUUUCGUAUUUCAAGAUACCACUUAAUCAAGUUCUUGUGAUGUAUGAUGAUCUAGAUUUACCCUUCGCAAAAUUGCGACUACUGCCAAAAGGUGGACAUGGCGGGCAUAAUGGGAUGAGAAGCAUUAUCAAUCAUCUCAAACAGACUCAUGAUUUUCCACGUCUAAGAAUUGGCAUUGGACGACCACCUGGGAAGAUGGAUCCAGCUAAUUUUGUUCUUAGGCCAUUCACCAAGAAAGAGCAAGAAGAGCUCGAUUUCACGUUCCAUAGGGGCUUGGAAGCAGUAAGAAUAAUGACAGUUGAAGGAUUCAACAAAAGCGCUACUUUCGUGAACACUGUGCAAUCAUCCGAAAUGCUGAAUAGGUGAUAAACCCAUUGAUUCAUUUUUAUGCCAAAGAGAUUGGCUGAUCUUCGCUAUAUGAAGACCCUACAUCACUGAGAAUUGAAGGUUUGUUGCUUUGUUGGUGCACAACUGCACAUGCCGACAUAUGGCGACAUUGGGUGCUGAUUUAUACACAGCAAUAGAAGUAUUACGAAUUAAUUGAUGCCAUCUCCCCCCAUGUUCCGGAAAAGAUUUCUUUUAGACAUAUUGUCUUCAGGACGUACAUGUUAUCACUAUUUUCUACUGAAAUAUAUCUGUGAAACCCAGCAAAACCAUUGCUAGAAGUAGUUAUGAAUGCAUAUAAAUUUGAAUUA
Molecule: messenger RNA, 1167 nt
Organism: Brachypodium distachyon (stiff brome)
Lineage: Eukaryota; Viridiplantae; Streptophyta; Magnoliopsida; Poales; Poaceae
Product: peptidyl-tRNA hydrolase, mitochondrial
Exons: 8
Coding region: 89-838 (249 amino acids)
Molecular function (GO): peptidyl-tRNA hydrolase activity
Source: RefSeq, a predicted model, not a curated record